AUGAACGGUCAUUUUCCGAAAUUACACCGGCUCGGACAUCGCCCGGGUGAACAGGGUCCGCGUCCUCUGUCGUGGGACCAGGACAGAGUCGAAAAGUUGGCUACUGGAACAACCAUUUCGUUACAAGCAAUAACUACUCAAAGAACAACAUCAAUACCAACAACAGCACAUAAACCAAUCUCCAACAAACUAAAACUAGCAAAGAAUGUGUUUACGAUCGGUACAUGGAAUGUACGAACACUAUACGAUAUUGUUGGCAUCUCAGAAGUGCGAUGGACAGAUAAAGGUGAAACAGCAAAUGGUGAUUUCAUAUGGUCAGGUGAAAAUAGUGCGCAUAUGAGAGGUGUUGGUAUGUUACUCAGUACACGAGCUCGAAAAGUGCUAAUAGGCUACAAUCCAAUAAAUUCAAAAUUAAUCACAGCAAGAUUCAUGGCAAUACCAUUCAACAUAACAGUAAUCAAUGUAUACGCUCCAACAUCGGAAGCAUCAAAUGAUGAUAUCGAAACAUUCUAUGACGACCUAGAAGAUACAAUAUUAAAAACUCCGAAGAAGGAUAUACUUAUUAUAACAGGUGAUUCGAGUGCAAAGGUAGGCGAUGACAAUGCAGGCUGGGAACAUGCAAUGGGUAAACAUGGUUAUGGAAAACGAAAUGAACGUGGUGAACAAUUAUUGGAAUUCGCAACAUCACACAACUUAUUCAUUUGCAACACAGCAUUUCAACAAAAACCAAACCGAAAAUGGACAUGGGAAUCACCGGAUGGUAUACACAAAAACAUGAUUGAUCUAAUUCUUAUACAAAAACGCUGGAAAUCAUCGGUCAUCAACUGUAGAACAUUUCAAGGAGCUGAUAUCAGUUCCGAUCAUUCCUUAGUUUUGUGCAAUAUAAAACUAAAAUUGAAAAGUGUACCGACAAAACUAAAGCAAAAUCCACGACUUAACACACAGCAACUCAGCAACCCAACAACACAACAUUUAUACCAGCUCCAAUUGGAAAAUCUUCUGGACAAUGUAGACAUAAACUGCAAUAUCAACGAACAUGCUACACAAAUCGAACAAGCAAUCAAAGAAGCAGUACAAACAAAUACAAAAAUCCAAAAGGAGAAAUAUGUACCCAAAUUAAAUAUCAUCAAAAAUCUCGGCGGCUCACUAUCACAAACAAAACAAGAUGUAAUACAAACUUGGACAACGUACUGUUCCAAAUUAUACCGAGAUAAACAUGAUGAUAACAACAAAAUAAUAGAAGAAUUAGAAAAUAUAACAUCACCAGUCAACGACGAUUUAAAUGGCAUUUUAUACAGUGAAGUGGAAGAAGCCAUAAACAAGCUGAAGAAACACAAGAGUCCUGGUAACGAUGGGAUCACGGCCGAAAUGCUUCAAGCAGGAGGAGAAUGCUUAAAGCGCAAAAUAACAUUUCAAGGAGCUGAUAUCAGUUCCGAUCAUUCCUUAGUUCUGUGCAAUAUAAAACUAAAAUUGAAAAGUGUACCGACAAAACCAAAACAAAAUCCACGACUUAACACACAGCAACUCAACAACCCAACAACACAACAUUUAUACCAGCUUCAAUUAAAAAAUCUUCUGGACAAUGUAGACAUAAACUGCAAUAUCGACGAACAUGCUGCACAAAUCGAACAAGCAAUCAAAGAAGCAGUACAAACAAAUACAAAAAUCCAAAAGAUGAAAAACUAA
Molecule: messenger RNA, 1686 nt
Organism: Adineta ricciae
Lineage: Eukaryota; Metazoa; Rotifera; Eurotatoria; Adinetida; Adinetidae
Source: the annotation of a GenBank genome assembly